AUGGGGCCGCAGAGCCCAGCUCCUUCAGAGAAGAAGAGAGCGGAGCGAGCACAGAGGGCACCAUCUUCAAGUUCUUCCUCAAGCUCCAGAGGCAGCUCCAGUAGAAGUCGAAGCAGGAGCCGAAGGCGAAGCAGGAGCCGAAGACGAAGCGCCAGCAGAGGAAGGCAGACGGCGUCUUCCAGUAAGGCUCCGAAGAAGUCAGGACCAGUUCGAAUACGUGGUCCUGUUUUGACAGGCUUUGACAUCCGAAACUAUGAGAAGGACUUCAAGCGCGGCACUGGAGAUUUUUUGAGGCGGCUGCUUCAUUGGAAAACCGACCAGCCUGCAUUCGCAACCUACGAGACGGCAACCGAUGAUAAGGGCAGGUUUCAGUCAGUACUGAAAAUCAGCCGCGAAUCUCAAACAGCUCUGGGCGGCCUUGUGAGAGCAGAAUUCACAGGACGGAAGCGUAGCACCCAGAAAGAAGCCGAAGAGUCGGCAGCGCAGGCAUUUUGGGAACAUCCUAGGGUUUUGGAGAAGGCAAAAGACCUUCCGCCUUCAAAGAAGGCUCGCAGGCAGAAAACUCGUUGCUGCCAGCACAACCAAAAGCGCAAAGCGCUUCACCCUGAUGCUCCAUGGGCAAAGAAUCGACCGGCAAAGUUAUUAUAA
This is a messenger RNA of Cladocopium goreaui, 648 nucleotides long. Lineage: Eukaryota; Dinophyceae; Suessiales; Symbiodiniaceae. The record is from the annotation of a GenBank genome assembly.